Oppiella nova is the source of this 1236-nucleotide messenger RNA. Lineage: Eukaryota; Metazoa; Arthropoda; Arachnida; Sarcoptiformes; Oppiidae. The record is from the annotation of a GenBank genome assembly.
AUGUCUCCAUGUUCAAUUAAAAUUACGUUCGCAUGUGCNGCCAGGGAUGAGGACUGGAAGCGGGUCCGGGAUAUAGCGAGCCCUACCUUCACGUCCGGAAAGAUGAGGAAAAUGUAUGCUCUGAUCAACCAUUGCGGCCAAGAAUUCAUCGAUAGCUUGGAUAAGGAUGUGUCGAAUGGUAUGAAUGAAAUCGAGUUGAAGCGAGUGAUAAGCGCCUACACUAUGGAUGUGAUCGCCAGCUGUGCCUUCUCUACCAAAAUCAAUACAUACGCCGACCCUAACAACCCGUUCACCACAAAAGUGGCUAAUAUAUCCAAUGCUCCCAAUUGGAAAAGGUUGUUGCAACUGACCCUGCCCACAUUUAUUGUAUCCAGUAAUAUAUACCGUAAGCAUUUAAGCACCGGUGGCUCUGACGCCGUCUUUUUUAUGGACUUCUCGCGAAGUCUUAUGAAGAAAAGGAGAGAUAAUAAGGAAAAAUACAACGAUUUUCUGCAGUUAUUAAUGAAUUCGGAGAGAAGUGAUGGCAAUGAAGCACAUCAUGUGAAUGAGGGUAAGGAUGAGAUCACAGCCGACGCCGAAGCCUUCACAGGAGUGUUGGAGAAGAAGUUGACUGAAGAACAGAUUUUAAAUAAAUGUUUCAGUUUUUUUAUGGCCGGUUAUGAGGGGGUGGCCACUGCUCUGUCGUUCUGUACGUAUGAGUUGGCACUCAAUCCUACACUUCAGGACAGACUCUAUGAGGAAAUCAAAGGUGUAUUCAAUGAAAAGGGAGAAAUGGAUUACUCAGUGCUGUCGAGACUACCAUUCAUUGACGCACUUCUGACCGAAACUCUUCGCCAUUAUUCUCCUGCACUUCGACUCGAGAGGCAAACCAUGGAAGACGUAACUCUGGGCGACACUGGAGUGAAGAUCGAGAAGGGAGUGAUCGUUGAGAUCCCAAUCUAUGCCAUACAUCACGAUCCCGACCACUAUCCGGAUCCAUUUACCUUCAACCCGGAUAGAUUUAUGCCCGAAAACCGGGAUCACAUCAAACCCUACACUUACCUGCCUUUCGGAUCGGGUCCACGAAAUUGCAUUGGAAUGCGAUUCGCGUUAUUGGAGGCAAAGCUCGCGUUAGCGAAGAUUUCACAGAAGUUCCGCUUUUCCAGAGUCACCGACACUGACGUCCCCGUCAUCUACACCAGGGGUGGGUUCCUAUUACAGGUCAAACCACUUGUUGUGGGCAUUCAGAAGCGAUAA